UUUUACUCCUUUUUGCUCCUUUAAAAAUUAUGAUUGGUUUUACUUUUAGGUUUGCAGCAUGAUGGUGGAAACUUAAUUUUUUCACGUUUCUCUCCAUUUCAAUGACAUUUGCUUCUUGCUAAAACAUUGAAUAGUAGAACUUGAUGAUUAUUAAGGCUGAUGUGGUUUUACUUUCUGGUUAAUAGUCACCUAAUCCGGUGAAGGUCUAUUGUCAUAGGCUGUUUUGAGUAACUCACAGAGUCUUGUAUUUUGUAGUUUUGUUGAGUAGAAUACUGACAAUUCCUAAGAGAAGAUUUCUAUACAGAAGUGUCUUGUCAAUUGUGUGCUCUCCUGUUGGCUACAUGCUGAAAUCCUAGCCCCUUAGACAACCCUGUCUCUUGCUUUGAAGACAGGUCUGGUAAAAAUAUGUAAAUGUCAGAAACAAGUGCAUUAGCCUCACUGGAAAUACUAUCCAUUUUCGUUAAUAUUCUAUUAGCAAUUGAUAACGUGUGCUUGAAAUUUUCCAAAAUCAUACGUGCUAACACUACAGCACCCAUUUUGCCUGUGAUUCUAUUUUCAGACCGUUUUGUGGAAGAGCUACCAUUUUAAUUUUACUUUACUUGAUCAAUAGGGAUUCUAGAGAGCUUGUAGAAGGUUACAUUAAGCAAAUUUGGGUUUCUUCUAUCCCUGUACUUUUUGUUAAAUUCUCCAACCUCUAAGGCUGAAAAAAUGUAUGCAGUUGUGAAGUGAUAGACUUGUACAUGUUUAAGGAUAUGUGUCAAAGGCAUUUCAGAGACUCCUUAUAGAGAGAAAAGAAGAUCCACUUGAAACUCUGAAAUUUAGCGUCAAAGUAAAGUUAAAGCCAAGAAAGAAAUGUCAUGUCUGCAUGGGAUCUGACUGCCCAUGAGAUAUACACAGAAUUCUAGAGACAUCAGUUGAGGUACUCGUGAACCAUUUAGUUAGUGAAAUGGCGAUGUGUUUGGUUUGAGCUCUUUUAACUUAUUACUGAUCUUCUAAGCUAAUAUGGUAGCAUAAAGUCAAACAGUGUCCUCAUAUAUUUCAAAAUAUUUAUAAGACCAUGACUCUUUUUUCAUGUCCUUCAACAUUUGUUCAAGCAAACAUCUAUAGAAAGAGAACAUAGUUAUCAUCUCUAGGUCGUAGUUUACAACUGUCAUUUUAAAUAUCUGUCCAUGAGAGUCAAAAUUAUGCAUCUCUUUCAAGUAGUUCCAUUAUUUUGAAAAAUAUAGAUUAAAAACCUCCUCUUUUGGCAUGGUAGCUAUUGUAAGCAAAUAUUUUAAAAUAUAGUUAUGUAAAAGUAUACAGGACACUUUGGAUGAUUGUAAUGAAUAGGACAAUGGUUGUAUUCUAGUUCCUAAGUAUGGGGGGAUGGAUGAAUACUUUCUCGUCAAAUAUAAGUCUGGGUUGAAGACCAAAAAAAGUGUUUUGCUUAUCUUUAGUACUUUCCUUUGUGGAUAAUUACUCGUAAAAGGAAUAACAGUGGUUGCCUCUGGAUGGCAGAGCUGGAUAGUAGCAGGCGAUGGAAUAGGUGACCCACUUUGCCCUCUACAUUCUUUUUGUCUUUUUGAUUUUGAAAUAUUUCUACCUAUUCAAAAUCUAAAUCUUAACAUAUAAAAAUAUGUGAUAGUUUUGAUCAUGUGAAAAUAUUCAUGAUGAACACGGAAUCACAGAGGAAUAAGAUUCAGAUAUUUUAGCUGCUAUCACCUUGCGUUUAAAGGAAAAGAUUUCCUGACCUAGAGGAAAACCUAAGCUGUGGUUCCACACGGAGCCUCUGGGCGCCGCUGUCGGCCAGUGCAGGACAAGCGCUGAAGCCCAGGAUUCCUGAGCCUCUGGCUGAGAUUUCCUGCGCAGCCACCCACACAGAGAGAAGGAAGCCCGCUCACACACCCAGGCUCCUGGCCGCGCAGGCUCUGCUCAGCACAGACGCCUUCCCAGAUCCAGAACUGGCGGAGCGCUCCGCCUGUCCUUGGCGGUGAGCUCUAUCGGUGCGCUAGUGUGCACUUUCUCCAACCAGAAAGACCGGGCUCCAGCGAGACCUAGAGCGCGCAAUGGGAGGGAGCUGCACGCAGAGACGCCCGGCCAGCCGGCGCCAGGUACUGUUGCCCUUCCUGCUGCCUUUGUUAUACCCCGCGCUCUGCGAGCAGAUCCGCUACUCCAUUCCCGAGGAGCUGGCCAAGGGCUCGGUGGUAGGGACCCUCGCCAAGGACCUAGGGCUCGGUGUUCGGGACGUGUCUGCUCGCAAGCUGCGACUUAGCGCGGAGAAGCUGCUUUUCAGCGUAGACGCGGAGAGCGGGGACUUGCUUGUGAAGGACCGAAUAGACCGUGAGCAGAUAUGCAAAGAGAGAAGAAGAUGUGAAUUGCAGCUGGAGGCCGUGGUGGAAAAUCCUUUAAAUAUUUUUGAUAUCGUGGUGGUUAUUGAAGAUAUUAACGACCAUGCUCCUCAGUUCCAUAAAAAUGAAACACAUUUAGAAAUUAUUGAAUCUGUUAGCCCGGGAACGCGAACCAUUCUUGAGUCUGCAAAAGAUCCCGAUAUUAGUCUGAAUUCACUGAGCAAAUACCAACUAAGUCCUAACGAGUAUUUCUCGUUAGUAGUGAAAGACAAUCCUGAUGGUAGCAAAUAUCCAGAAUUGGUACUGAAGACGACCCUGGACAGAGAAACACAGAGCGCUCACCACUUGGUGCUAACAGCUGUGGACGGUGGGGAUCCGCCGCGAAGCGGCACCACUCAAAUCCGCAUCCUGGUGGUGGAUGCCAACGAUAACCCGCCCGUGUUCACCCAAGAUGUGUACAAGGUCCGUCUUCCGGAAGACGUGCCCCCAGGCACCUUCGUGCUGAAGGUCAGCGCUACUGACCUAGACGAAGGCGUCAACGCAGAGAUAACAUACUCGUUCCUUGGUGUGGGUGAUACUUCCAAGUACGAGUUCUCUCUGGAUUCUGCUACAGGAAACAUUAUAACUCAUCAAGCCUUGGAUUAUGAAGAUGUAGAAAGAUAUACCAUAGAUGUGGAAGCAAAGGACCGAGGAUCCCUCUCUACACAGUGUAAAGUCAUUAUAGAAGUUUUAGACGAGAAUGACAACAGCCCAGAAAUAAUCAUCACUUCUCUCUCAGAUCAGAUUUUGGAGGAUUCCCACCCAGGAAUGGUUGUGGCUCUCUUCAAAACACGGGACCGGGUCCGGAGAAAUGGAGAAGUCACUUGUAAUUUAAGUAGAGAUGUUCCGUUUAAAAUCCAUUCUUCUAAAAAAUACUACAAGUUAGUAACAGAUGGGACCCUGGACCGAGAGCAGACUCCGGAAUACAAUGUCACCAUCACAGCCACCGACAGGGGCAAGCCGCCCCUCUCCACCAGCACUACCAUCACUCUGCACAUCGCAGACGUCAACGACAACGCUCCGGUUUUCCAGCAGGCCUCCUACGAGGUCCACGUGGCGGAGAACAACCCGCCCGGCGCCUCCAUCGCGCAAGUGAGCGCUCGCGACCCCGACCUGGGGCCCAACGGCCACGUCUCCUACUCCCUCGUGGCCGGCGACCUGGAGCCGCGCGCGCUGGCGUCCUACGUGUCCGUGAGCGCGCAGAGCGGCGUGGUGUUCGCGCAGCGCGCCUUCGACCACGAGCAGCUGCGCGCCUUGGAGCUGACGCUGCAGGCCCGCGACCACGGCUCGCCCGCGCUCCGCGCCAACGUGAGCCUGCGCGUGCUGGUGGGCGACCGCAACGACAACGCGCCCAGGGUGCUGUACCCGGCGCUGGGGCCCGACGGCUCGGCGCUCUUCGACACGGUGCCGCGCGCCGCGCAGCCCGGCUACCUGGUGACCAAGGUGGUGGCGGUGGACGCGGACGCGGGGCACAACGCGUGGCUGUCGUACCACGUGCUGCAGGCCAGCGAGCCGGGCCUCUUCAGCCUGGGGCUGCGCACGGGCGAGGUGCGCACGGCGCGGGCCUUGGGCGAGCGGGACGCGGCCCGCCAGCGCCUGCUGGUCGCGGUGCGCGACGGGGGCCAGCCGCCCCUGUCGGCCACCGCCACGCUGCUCCUGGUGUUCGCGGACAGCCUGCAGGAGGCGCUGCCGGACCUGGGGGACGCUCCUGCCCCUUCGGACGCCCAGGCUGAGCUGCAGUUGUACCUGGUGGUGGCCUUGGCGCUGAUCUCGGUGCUCUUCCUGGUGGCGGUGAUCCUGGGGGUCGCCCUGCGCCUGAGACGCUCUUCCAGCCCGAGUGCUGGAGGCUGCUUUGGAUCUGCUCUUUGCUCUAAGUCUGGUCCUGAGAUUCCUCCCAUCUACACUGAGGGAACGUUGCCCUAUGCCUAUAAUUUAUGUGUGCCUGGGAAUCAAACUAAUCCAGAAUUUAAUUUUCUCACAUCUGCUGAACAUUGUCCAGCCACACAAGAUAUUCUCAACAAAGACAGCUCUGCAGGGCUAUUGGCGAGCAUUUUAACUCCUAGUGUUGAGGCAGAUAAGAACACUUUUAAACAGCAAGCCCCGCCCAACACGGACUGGCGUUUCUCUCAGGCCCAGAGACCCGGCACCAGCGGCUCCCAGAAUGGCGAUGAAACCGGCACCUGGCCCAACAACCAGUUUGACACGGAGAUGCUGCAAGCCAUGAUCUUGGCCUCUGCCAGCGAAGCCGCUGACGGGAGCUCCACCCUGGGAGGGGGCGCCGGCACCAUGGGCUUGAGUGCCCGCUACGGGCCCCAGUUCACCCUGCAGCACGUGCCCGACUACCGCCAGAACGUCUACGUCCCGGGCAGCAACGCCACUCUGACCAACGCGGCUGCCAAGCGAGACGCCAGGGCCCCGGCGGGUGGCAACGGCAACAAGAAGAAGUCGGGCAAGAAGGAGAAGAAGUAAGGCGGAGGCCAGGCCGGAGCCACAGGGCAGCCCCCUGCCAGCCAGCCCGGCCUCUCCCCGCCUGCGCCCAGGCCUGGGAUUUUCAGGGCUCACCCCCAGGAUGCUGGUAGGGGCCCAGGCCAUGCUCCCCUUGGGAAAGAAACAAGUGCCCAGUCAACACCCCCUUCUCUGCCCCCAGGGGAUCGAAUAUGCAAAGGGAGUUCUGCUGAGAACCCCCAACCAGUCGAUUGCUGUGCCCAUGGGGGUAGCGGGCUAGUGUAGACACCAUUUAUCACAUGCCCUGUAGUGACGGCUGAACCCCAUCUUCCAAAUUGAAUCAGGCCCAUCCAUUCUCUGCCUCCCACUCCCCCUGCCCCGGCCCCACCCCACCCCCUUCUCCACCUGCUCCAUUUUCCUGAGGAAGGGGCUGGGGUACUGAGGUACCUGGCGGCCUAAAAGGCUCCUGGUUCUGAAGAGCCAGAAGGGCGUCGUGACCCCUCGGCCUCUCCACCUUCCCCCAAAGCAUGGGCGAUGCCACAGCCCCUUCGCCUCCUUCCAGAACCUGAAACCAAGCUCAUGUUUUGGGAGACAUGGUCGCCACUCCUGUGGUACUGAUGCUUGCUGGAUUUAGGGAGGGCCUCUGCUCCCAUGCCUCUUCCCACAGCCUGGGGACCAGUUUUCGUCUUUCGCUGUUGGAUGUUCCCACUGCAUGCUGUGACCUCCCCUCCCCAACAAGAGACUCCAUUGCAUGUUCUAAGUGCGGGGUGGGAAGAUAGAGGCGGCGGGGCGUGCAGCGGAUGAGGGGAUGGGCAAAGCCCAACCCAGCAGUUAGCAGCGUCUUGCAGGAGGCUCUGUAUACCCACCCCCAGGGUACUAACCAGACCCCCCCAUUCCAGCCUGACGCCAGGCACCAGGCUGGACCCUCAUCUGCGGUAAACCAGGCAGCCAGCUUUGGGCUGAGCCACCAGCACCCGUGGUUGAGAGUGGCAUUACGGAAGGUCCAGGGAAGCUCUGAGCAGGUUUGGGACCAGGGCCCCUGGAGAGGUCAGAGGGGCCUCUGUGGGUGCUGGGUGCUCCAGAGGUGCUGCUGGUGGAAGGAUCGGUGCGGUCCCAGCAGGAAGGGAGGGCCGGCGAGGCCCUUUUUGGCCCCUGGCUGGGGGAGGCAAGGAGCUAGAGCAGGGACCAGGUGGACAAAAAGCGCCCGCCGGGGGUCAGGGCUUCGCCACAGGGCCCCCCCGCGUCCGCAGCCCCAGUCCUUCCCCGCCCAGGUGCCAUUUCUUCUCUGCGAAGGCCUCUGCCCAGGCCCCCAGUCCGCCCCUCGUGGCCAGAGCCCAGUUCAAGCCCCCCAGUGCCUCCUUGUGCAUAGACCCUCCCCCGCCCCCGGCCCGCCCAGUAGGUAGAGCCCCUUCCCUCGUCCGGCUGGUGUACAGUAGCCACUAGUGUAGUGCGGCGUGCUUCCCCGGGACGGCGAGCGGGCCGCGGGCGGCCGGCCCCGCGCCGCCGCCGGUCCCCGAAUCUGCCCGCAGCGGCCCGUGCUGUGUUUCGUGCUGUGUCCUCGCGCUGCGGCCACCCCCUCCCGCGUACUGACUCCUAUAAGCGCUUCUCUUGCAUAGUCACGUAGCCCCCACUCCCUUCCCAGGUCUCACGCAAGUUUUAUACUCUAAUAUUUAUAUGGCUUUUUUUUCUUUGAAAAAAAAUUAAACGGUUUCUUCUGAAA
Sus scrofa (pig) is the source of this 6531-nucleotide messenger RNA. The record is from RefSeq and is a predicted model, not a curated record. NCBI's taxonomy places the organism in Eukaryota, Metazoa, Chordata, Mammalia, Artiodactyla, Suidae.